Molecule: messenger RNA, 641 nt
Organism: Humulus lupulus (European hop)
Lineage: Eukaryota; Viridiplantae; Streptophyta; Magnoliopsida; Rosales; Cannabaceae
Product: protein LEAD-SENSITIVE 1-like
Exons: 2
Coding region: 15-641 (208 amino acids)
Source: RefSeq, a predicted model, not a curated record
CAAAAACAUAAGAGAUGGGGAUAGUGUGUGGUGUUGAUCGACAAGAUCUGAAAGCUGGAGAUCACAUUUUCUCUUACCGAGCCUGGUACACUUAUGCUCAUCACGGAAUUUAUGAUGAAGAGAAUAAUAUGGUUAUCCACUACACCAGAACACAGCCGGAAUCUCUCUCUCACGCGCCGACUGAACCCGCCAGUGGAGGGUGUGAUAUCUGCAAUUACCAACCAAAAGCUGAGAGAGGUGUCGUGGCUUGUUGCUUGGAUUGCUUCCUAAAUGGCAGCAGUAGUAGUAGUAGUCUCAACCGGUUUGGUUAUGGCGUUUCGCCAUUUCAGUUCUUGGUGAGCAGGAUUGGAACGUGCAGCCUUGACCAAAGCGACGCCCCGGAAGUGGUGGUCCGGCGAGCUCGCCAAAUGCUGAUCGGAGAUGAUGACUUCGGCGAAUACCAUCUUCUAGACAACAACUGUGAGUCAUUCGCCACUUAUUGCAAGACACGAAAGCGUUUGAGCUUCCAAGCUGAGUCUCUAAAGAGCAGAGCUAUUUUCUUGAAACACAAACCUUUUAGCUUUCAGAAUCUGAAAACCACUGUUGCUGGAAUGGUGUUUGGUUACAAGGUUGUUGUCAUGAUUAACAACCAUUUUAGCUGA